AUGGAGGCCACACACGCAGUCAUUACCCCAGAGCUAACAGACAUCACUACACUCGGUUUAAUAGACAUCCCUGCCCCCAUACUUGCCAGGCAACUCAUCAGGAUAGACUCACAAUUAUUUCAAAAGGUCCGGCGCCAGGAAGUACUAGUCCAUCUGUGGUGUCCGAAGCACAAGCACGCCAAGACGUUUUCAUAUAACUUGAAUAAAUAUAUAAGCUGGUUUAACAAGGUGGGAUUGCUUGUGUCGAGUGCCAUCUGCGAGUGCGUGGACAUCAAAGACAGAAUCGCUCUGAUUGAGCAUUUCAUUAAUGUGACGAAGGUGUUGCGCAAACACAACUGCUACAACACCUUGUACGGCAUUACGUCUGGUCUCAAUCACGGGGCUGUGAAUCGGUUGAAGCAUACGUGGAGGAUGGUAUCAAACAGAGCGCAAGCGAAUCUGCGAGACUUUGAAGUGCUGCUAUCCCCGGCGCAGAACUUUCGGGUCUACAGACAGGAGCUCGGAGAGUCCCGGGUCCCUGUGAUACCAGUCAUGGGGAUAGUCUUAAAAGACCACACAUUCCUCAAUGAAAUGCCCAAGCAAACGUCUGAUGGACUGGUGAACCUGUUCAAGCUGCGUGCUAUUAAGUCCCAUUUGGACACAAUGGAGGUAUACCAGAGGGGUGCGAUACAGUACGCUUUCGAUGACGAUCUGCCCUUUCAGAAGCAAUUGAUGGAAACGACUGUGUGCACACCGGAUGAGCUUUACGAAAAAUCUCAGAUACUCGAACCGAGGGAGUUGCGGAGUGAGGCUCGAAGCAGCGGUACUUCGUAACUCGUUGCUUUGUAAUAACAUCAUAAUAAUAAAGCGCCACAAGUACG
Sphaeroforma arctica JP610 is the source of this 860-nucleotide messenger RNA. RefSeq lists its product as hypothetical. Lineage: Eukaryota; Ichthyosporea; Ichthyophonida. Gene Ontology annotation, molecular function: guanyl-nucleotide exchange factor activity. Bases 1 to 813 code for a protein of 270 amino acids. The transcript is spliced from 5 exons. The record is from RefSeq and is a predicted model, not a curated record. Gene Ontology annotation, cellular component: plasma membrane. Gene Ontology annotation, biological process: positive regulation of GTPase activity; Ras protein signal transduction.